UAUAACAGGUGGGACCAGGUAUUAAUUGUAUAGUAAACAACUAUUAUAUAAAUUAAAUAUUACAUUGGCUAUAGAUGAUUUGGUACUAGUGAGCUAUACUGUUAAACUUCUCUCAUAAAGCAUACGGCAGAGCAUUUUCUCCAGCGAUCCUCUAAAAUCUACUUGCAGCCUCCAAGGGUAGGCCCACCAGAGCCCACAGGAUCCGAGACGUGGAUUUUUAGAGCCCACAGUCCCUCAACCACAAAACUGAAAUGUUCGUCCCUAAAAUUUCACUAACCGUGCAAAAAAGUCCUAUGGCAGUAUACGUGGGUGGUUUUGCUGACGUGGCAUCCUAGUUAGCAAAAAUAAAUAAAUAAAGUACGUGGGGCCCACAUGUAAGUGAGAGAAAACGGUGCGGGCCCCACAUUCCUUCUUUUUUUCCCCUUUCUUCUCUUCUCCCGUCUUCUUCGACGAGCCGAGACGGGCAGCGCAACGGCCGGCGAGAGUGGCGGCGGCGGAGGGCGAGCGCGGCCGCGGCAGGUGAAGCAGGCAGGAGCAGGGCGACGGCCGGCGAGAGCGGCGGCGGACUGCGGGCGACCGCGACGGGAGGUGGGGGCGGGAUCCGAGACGGGCUCCUGCUCCGGGAGGGGAUCCCCACGGCCAACAGAGAUGUCGCCGCCGGUGGCGGAAGAAUCAGAAGGGGGUGGCGGUCGAAUGCCUGAGUCGAUGGAUCAUCCUCCGGUGGUGGAGGAAUCAGAAGCCAGACGGCAACAGCGACGGCCGGGCGACGGGAAACUUCACCAGCACGGCCAGAUCGACGGCGCCGUCGACGUGGAGUGGAGAGCGGGUAUGCCACGCACCUCUACUCCUAGCCCUAGGUCGCUUUGCCCACUGUUCUUCUCGCCGCUGGUUCCCACCGCUGCCAUCGUACUCAUCGGAGGAGCCUAGCGUGGUGGUGCGCCGUAGCGGCGGGAGCGGACGGAGCUCCGGGCUCGGGUAGUCAGGUGGUCGGCCCUGUCCACGCCGCCUGCAAGUGACCGCCCUUCUCCCCGCGCCCCGCCGGAGAGGGGGAGAGGAGGCCGGGCGGAAGAGGGGGAAAGAGGCGAACCCUCGCCGCCGCUCGCCCUGCGCUCCCCCCCCCCCCGGCGUCCCCCGUCCCUCUGCUCCGGCCGCGCACCGCCCACUCUCGGAGCCGCCGCUUGCCCGCCGUCGCACUCGCCCGCCGCUUGCCGCAGCCGCACUCGCCUAGAGACGCCGCCGCUCCGCCUGUUCUAGCGCGCUGACGCAGCCCCUCCACCUACUCCAGCCGUGCGCUUGCCCAUCGCCGCCCGCCGCCGGCAAAGGGAGAGGAGAGGAAAGAGAAGAGGAGAGAAAAGAGAAGAGAAAAUAAACUGUAGCUGACAUGUGGGCCCCACAAAAAUUUUUUAAUUUUUUUUUGCUGACUAGGAUACCACGUCAGCGAAACCACCCACGUAUACUGCCGAGGGACCUCCGGUGAAUGGUUUGAAUAAGUUUAGGGGCGAAUAUUUCUGGUUUUAUAGUUGAGGGACCUAAAAAAAAUCUCGCUGUUAAGUUGAGGGACCUCCGGUGAACUUAUUCCAAACACGUCCCUUCAUUUCCUUCGUAGUCGUCUCGCGUCUCCCUUCCUCCCCCCCUAAACCUGCGGCAAAAGUAAAACCCUACCUACAGCAGCAGCGGGCCAGCGGCGAGCAGUGUCCUGCCAUGUCUCCCGCCGGCAACCCGUCGCGGUCAGCCUCCGCCUCCGCCAUCUUGGCCCAUACGGCCACUGGAUACCACCUACUCAAGAUCAAUGGCUACUCCCUUACCAAGGGCACCCCCACCGGCUCGUUCCUCACUUCCAGCCGGUUCACCGUCGGUGGUCACCGCUGGCGGAUCUAAUACUACCCCAACGGGGCAUCCGUCGACGCCGCUGAUUACAUAUUGAUCUACCUCGUACUAGAUGAAAAGAGCAACGCGGAUUUUUCGGUGCAGGCGAAGUACCAGAUUAGUUUCGCUAACCAGGUGAAGAUGCAACCUUCGUUAAAAUACAUUAUGGUAAGAACUUUUAUUCGUGGGUGUUCUUGGACUUGGGGCUAUAAGAAGUUCAUCAAAAGGGAAGAUUUCGAGAAGUCUGACGAUCUCAGGGAUGACUCGUUCACCAUCCGGUGCGACAUUCUCAUCCUCCGCAAGAUCCGCGCCGAGGAGACGACCGAGAUACUCCCCGCUGCUGAAUCCUUUGUAUCCGUGCCCCCGUCUGACAUGAACCAGCAGUUCGGUGACCUGCUGGAGACCGAGAAGGGCGCGGAUGUGGUGUUCGAGGUCGGCGGCCAGACGUUCGCGGCGCACCGGUGCGUGCUCGCGGCGCGGUCGCCGGUCUUCAGAGCGGAGCUCUACGGCCUGAUGAAGGAAGGCGACACUGCUGGAGUCGUGCGCGUUGAAGAAAUGGAGGCGCAAGUGUUCAAGGUGUUGCUCCGCUUUCUGUACACUGACUCUUUGCCGGAGAUGAAGGAGGAAGACGUCAUGUGCCAGCAUCUGCUCGUCGCGGCGGACCGGUACAACCUGGAGAGGCUCAAACUGAUCUGCGAGGAGAAGCUGUGCAAGUACAUUAGCGUGGGCACCGUGUCGAACAUCCUGGCGCUGGCUGAUCAGCACCGCUGUGACGGGCUGAAGAAAGCGUGCUUCAAUUUUCUUGGCUCACCGGCGAACCUGAGUGCUGUCGUCGCCGGUGACGGCUUCAAGCAUCUGUCCAAGAUUUGCCCCUCUCUUAUGGAAGAGCUGGUUGUCAAACUGGCACUUCCAGCUACUCAAGCUUACUUCAGUAUUCAAUCUGGAAUGGAUUUUCACAUCUUACCUGUGUCUCCUGCCAUGUCCCCUGCCGCCUGCCGCGGCAACCCGUCGCGGUCCGCCUCCGCCUCGGCCGUCGUGGUCGACACGGCCACCGGGUACCACCUCCUCAAGAUCGAAGGCUACUCGCUCACCAAGGGCAUCCCCACCAGCUUGAGCCUCAAAUCCAGCCAGUUCACCGUCGGCGGCUACCGCUGGCGCAUCGAUUACUUCUCCAACGGAGACUGCGCGGACUCCGCCGAUUACAUAUCGCUUUUUCUCUCGCUGGACGAAAGGGCCAACAAGGAUGUGAAGGUGCGGGCGAGCUGGAGAUUCCAGAUCGGUUACACUGGCAAUGUGGAUAAGCCGCCUUCGUUGUCAACGGCGAAAGCAUGUACUACUUUUGGUGUUGGACCUGAUGGUUCUUGGUCUUGGGGUUAUGACAGGUUUAUUAGAAGGGAAGAUUUUGAGAAGUCCGACAAUCUCAGGGAUGACUCUUUCACCAUCCGGUGCGACAUUGCCGUCGUCCGCCGAUUCCGCGCCGAGGAGACGACCGAGAUACUCCCUGUCGAAGCCUUUGUGUCCGUGCCCCCAUCCGACAUGAACCAGCAGUUCGGCGACCUGCUGGAGACCGAGAAGGGCGCUGACGUGGUGUUCGAGGUCGGCGGCGAGACGUUGGUGGCGCACCGGUGCGUGCUCGCGGCGCAGUCGCCGGUCUUCAGAGCGGAGCUCUACAGCUCGAUGAAGGAGGGUGACACUGCUGGAGUCGUGCGCAUCGAAGACAUGGAGGCGCAGGUGUUCAAGCUGCUGCUCCGCUUUGUGUACACCGACUCGUUGCCGGAGAUGGGGAAUGAUGAUGAAGACGUCAUGUGCCAGCAUCUGCUCGUCGCGGCGGACCGGUACAACCUGGAGAGGCUCAAGUUGAUCUACGAGGAGAAGUUGUGCAGCUACAUUAGCGUCGACGCUGUAUCGAACAUCCUGGCGCUGGCUGAUCAGCACCACUGCGACGGGCUGAAGAAAGCAUGCUUUCAUUUUCUGGCCUCACCGGGAAACCUGAAUGCUGUCAUCACCAGUGAUGGCCUCAAGCAUCUGAGCAGGAGCUUCCCCUCACUUAUGGAAGAGCUGGUUGCCAUGCUGGCGCCUCUGCUGAGUCAUGCUUUAGUGAUUUAG
Molecule: messenger RNA, 3972 nt
Organism: Oryza sativa Japonica Group (Japanese rice)
Lineage: Eukaryota; Viridiplantae; Streptophyta; Magnoliopsida; Poales; Poaceae
Source: RefSeq, a predicted model, not a curated record